Molecule: messenger RNA, 1023 nt
Organism: Spea bombifrons (plains spadefoot toad)
Lineage: Eukaryota; Metazoa; Chordata; Amphibia; Anura; Pelobatidae
Gene: LRRC26
Product: leucine rich repeat containing 26
Exons: 2
Coding region: 13-930 (305 amino acids)
Molecular function (GO): protein binding
Source: RefSeq, a predicted model, not a curated record
GGAUGGAAGGAGAUGAAGCCUUUUGUGAGGAAAUGGUUCUUUUUGACUGUUUUAGCUCUAAAGAGCCUCUACGUUUCUGGAUGUCCCGACGUCUGCAACUGUUCCAGAGGACAAACCGAUUGCAGAGGAAAACUCUUUCACUUUGUUCCGGAAAAUCUAGAUGAGGACACCGACACCUUAAUUCUGGCCGACAACAACUUAUCCGGUUUAAGAUCCUUAGCCUUCUCCCGCUGCCCAAACCUCGUCCAUUUGGAUUUGAGUAACAACAUGAUUGAGGACAUCAGCCGCCAUGCCUUCCAACAUCUCCACCACCUGGCCCACCUGGACCUCAGCGGGAACCACCUGACGUCCAUCAGCCCAGAGGUCUUCACGCCCCUGUCCGGGCUGACCACCUUAAAUCUGGGAAAUAACAUGAUAUCCACGUUGUCUGGAAGCACGCUGGAAGCUUUAGUACGUCUACAAAGUCUUUAUUUACACAAUAAUAUCCUCGUUGGCCUUAACUGGAGGUUGCUGAAGAACGCCCCGUCCCUGAGAGAGCUGAGACUGGACGGGAACCCGUGGGACUGUAACUGUCAGAUCCAAAAUCUGCUAUCAUGGAUGGUUGAAAAUGCCUCAAAAAUGAAAGAAAAUGAGAGGACCCUGUGUGAGACCCCGAAACCCCUUGACCGGUUCCCCGUCAUGGAGAUAACUCAGGAAUGGUUCCGGGGCUGCUGGAACUUCACCCCCGAUAAAUACCCGUAUAUUCUGCUUGUCGGUCUUGCUCUCUGCUUCUGCAGUGUUCUUCUGUGCUACGCAACCGCUUUUCUGGUGGUUUUCUAUAAACGGCAUCAGGCCAGAAAUGACCAGAAGCCUCACGUGUUCAAAAAGAAGCCCCUACUUGUUGGAGACAGCAUUGUUAUCGCUAACCAUUCGCAGGUCAGUGCCAUAUAGCGAUACCAGCCCUGGUCUGUCCCAACAUCUCUACCCAACCAAUCGUCCAUCUCUACCCAACCAAUCGUCCAUCUCUACCCAAGGCUUUAUCGA